AUGGCUCCCAAGCGGCCCAAGAGCGGGGCGGGCGGCGGGGCCGCGGCGGCGCCGGGGGCCGGCUCCAAAAACUGGGAGUCCGGCCUGGUGACGGCGCGCCUGGAGGAGGAAAAUUGGAUCCCAAGCAUUGCCUUUGUCGUGGGGAACCAAAUCGAAGACGAAUUGCACAUGAAGGCUCUGUCCCUCGCCGUGCAGUUUCCACUGCGGAGGCUCUUCAGCGUGAUAUCUUGGGAAGGAAUAUUAGAAGAGAUUAUGGAUGCUGAAAAUGUAAAAGCCAAGAAAGUCAAAGAAGGUCUAACACCUUUGUAUUACGAGGUGAUGGAGGUAGCAAAAAACAUUCUGGAUGCUGGAGAUUCACUUCCCGUGACUCUGAUUGGCAAGUUAAUUAAAUAUCAAAUGCUUUGCAUCAAGCAGAAGGAUCUGCUGAGGCGGGCUGCUGAAAAGAAGCCGCCUGACGACCGAGAAAAGGAGAAAGAGGAGAAGGGGAAGGGAAAAGGGAAGCCUGCCGGCAAGAAGGAGAAGCCUCCCAGCGCCAAGGGCAGCGGGAAAGCAGGGAAACUGAAGAAGGGGUCGGAUGUACAGCAGCUGUCUGCAACGGUCGUUAAAAAGGAAACCAAGCUGAGGCGCCGUGGAGAAGAGGACGAUACCGAUAAGUACAUCGACGACGAGCCGGACGAUGGCGCUCAGUAUUAUUUCAUACUCCGGGGUUUUCCCUAUCCGCAACUCUUGCCCAUCCUGUCUGAACUGGGCGUCAACGUUGGAAGUGUCAUUAAAAUUUCUUCUGACAGUUACGAGCCGCUACGGUCUUACCUGGAAUCCAUUUCACAGCCAGAAGACCCUCAUCUUGCGCCAGAAGCGUUGGAAGCUGAAAAAAAGAAAAAGAAAGACCAGGCAACAAAGGACCUGAAAAAUUUCUGGAAGUACUUGGAGCCCAUUCUGAACAGCGGGAAGCCGGGAUCGAACCUUUUCCAGAUUGCUAGACUCCAUCACCUCGCCAAGGAGUCGACCUUUCCGGCUGACUGGACUAAUAACGACAUGCUGCUUGAAUUUGGAACGGAGAUCUUUGAAAGCCUCGCCUGCUUAAUGUACGACUGCCUGGACUGGAGGAGGCAGCAUCAGCACUUCUUGAAGUCCACCAGAUUUAUUAACGUUCCAGUCAUCGUGGAGAAGAAAAGCAAAUCGGUGCUCGCCGAGGGACAUCCCACGGCUCCGACUACACCUUCAAGGAAAAAACAGGCUCUGGAAGAGCCCGCUGCAGCGCCGGUGUUAACAACAGAUGUGGACAUGAGGUAUUACAAUGAUCUGCUGAGCCAAGUCCCCGAAGAAGUUGUUUCUGUUCCCUUGAUCGUUCAUUGCAUGGUGGAACAGGUUGUUGCAUCAGAGGAAAACCUGACUCCGCCCAGUAUGGUCAUUCCAGAGCCACGCGAAGACGGGCUGCAUCAUUCCAUCGCCAGGCACAUUAUUUCGAUCUUGCCUUCCCUCGCCCUUUCUGAGAGUGAAAAACAGGAUCUGUACAACUCUUUCUAUCCUGCAAAUCAAGAAAAGACAACGUCUCACAGACGGCCUGUGAUCCUGAAUUAUCACGAUGUUCUGUCUCAGAAGUUGCACUUCUUAAAGGUACUGGAUGGUUUAGAUGUAGCUGAGAUUGAAAGUGAAAUGAUGAGCAACCUGCCUCUGUUCGAUCUUCUUAAAUUCCCUCUUCCAUCCCCUGAAAGAAAUACCAAACGCCUAGCCCGGCUUCACGAGCUGAUGCACAAUUGUACCAAUGAAGACCUGAACUGGGCAGAAGUUGAACGAGCUUUUAAAAUAUUUACUUUCGAAAGUCUGAAGCUGACCGGGGUAGACGAUGCCGGACAGCUGGAAGGCUCUGGCAGAAUGCUCGGAGGAGACCACGAGGUGCCUUAUAUCCCAUGGGAUAAUCCUGCGAGGUUCGCCAAGCAACUGAGGCAGCAGUGCCGCAGCAGACGGAUGUCAGCGAAAAGCGAACUGAACGAAUCAGGUGAUGUCGUUCAAGAGAUAGAAUUAGCAAGCAUACAGAAGACCCAACAGCGGUGUUUAAACGACUGGAGUUUUGCUGAACAUUUUGAGCCACAUAUUCUUUUUCAGGUUCUUCACAGUGCAACCCAGAAUUACCGGUGCCUUGACUCUUAUUAUCACACCCAGGAUAACUCUUUGCUGUUGGUCCUUCACAACCCCAUGAACCAACGUCGUCAGUUUCAGGAGUCGUGGAAAGUGGCCCUGCACUCCGAUGUCGGUUUCAGGAAUUAUUUGGAAUUGGUAGCCGGUUCUAUUGGUGAGUGGAUACUACAAGAAGAGGUCAAAUACCAGGAAGAAAAAAUGGCAAAGGAACUAGAAGCCCUUAGGUUAGCUAAAGAGUUGGCAGAAAAACCUCCAGUUGAAGUCAAGUCUCCACCGGCCGCUAGAAAAGGUUCUACUGCUUCUAAGAAAGGCAAAAGUGCCAAAAGCAAAACAGAAGUUUCUCCCGAGCCUGUGCCUGAGAAGGAAAAAAACAUUUUUAUCCGAGACGACUCUCUCAAGGCUUGGAAGGAAGAGCAGGAACGGCUGUUAGAAGAAGAACGGUUGAAAGAACUGAAAAAAACCGAGAAGAAGGAAAAAGUCGGUACCAAAAAAAAAGGCCAGGGUAAGGAGCCACCAAUCCCUGAAGAAGGAAAGCUUUCUAAGAAGAGAUUAUCCAAAGAUAAAUCUAAAUCACCCUCCAAAUCGCCAGAGUCGAAUAAAUCACCAGAACCAGAAGAUCAGGCAAAGCUGCAGAAGCUGAGUAAACAGAUUAUUCCUCCUCCUCUUCCCCCUGGCAAGACUUAUGAGUUUCUUGGAUAUAAUAUGGGGGAGAACCCCGUUCAAGUUACAGGGAUUACUCGAUAUCUCUUCCCUGUGGACGGAGGGCAAAUCCAGGCGGAAAAGAUAACAUUUGUAAAAGGGUCAACGCUAGUCAAAGUGAAGGUGGUAAAGGACAACCACAGUUUCUUCAUUCAUAUCAUAGACCCCAAGGAAAUUCCAGAAGACCAUAAAAACGAUCAAGAGAGUGGUGACUCUCAGGAAGCGCAACAUACUGAGCAAGGAAAGUUGGUAAAUCAAGACAAAGUUGUGAGCAAAUUUGGAUCAUUUUCUGCCACCUUAGAAAAUGAUAUUCAUCUUUCCUUUAGUUGCUAUGGACCUGAAGGAAAAGCCCCAGAUAAGAAAGAUCCCGAUUUAGCGGCCGCUUUGUCCAUCCCUUCAGCAAACCUGCCCACGUCCACGUUUGUUGCCUCGGCUGUUUCUGCUGCCACCGUUCCCACACCAGCAAAGAACAAGCCCGUUAAAGAAAAAUCUGCCAAAUCUUUACCAUCAAGCAAAUUGAGCUCUCGCCUCACUGUUACCGCAUCGCCAGAAGACUUUUCAAAGCAAGAAGAGAAAAAGGUGGAAGUAGAUGAGCCGAUCCAGAUGCAGAUACCAGCCACACUGGAAGUCCGCGCUUUCAAUACUUUGAAUGUGUCCUGUCCCAGUGGCUUGGUGUUGACCUUCAUUGGCAAAAAAUUCCCAGAGGAAGAAAAAGGAAACAAGGGCAAAAACAGUGAUAAAGAAUGCAAAGCGGAGGAGGCUAAGUUGGAUGAGGUCAAAGCAGACGAAAUCAAGAUCCAAGAGCCCAAGGUGGAGGAACCAGCCAAGGUCGAUGAAGCCAUGGCAAACAAGACCCAAACAAAUGGAGACCAGAGUGAUGAGGCCAAAGCCGCUGAUAUACCUGCAGUUGACUAUACCUUUAUGGAUGUUUCUCGUGAAACUAAGGCAGAAACUGAAGCAGAGGAGGCCAGUGUGGAGAAGGAAAACGAAUUACUCUUUGAAAUUCUUACUAGGCAGAGUUAUCCACAAAGAGUAAAGCAUUCGCAGAUGCAGAAUGCAGUGAAGAAACCAGUAGAACAGGAGGUGUCUAGAGUUAUUACCCGACAAGGGACUGUUGUAAAGUACAUGCUGGAUGGAUCCACUCAGAUUCUGUUCGCUGAUGGCACCGUGAUCAGAAGUCCUGAUUCUGGUCCUGUGAUGCCACCUCCCCCUGUACUGAGCACACCACACACAGAGGUCACUCCUCCUGAGCCAAGCACCAAGAAGAAGAAAGGCGGCAAGGUUGCAAAGACCGAAAUGAUUGAAAUCGUUGUUCCGGAUCUCAUGUCAGAUAGUGACCAAACCUCCGACUCCCUGGCAGGCACCUGGAUAACUACUACCCCAUUAGGUGUUCAAGUGGGCACCAAGGGGUCCGAGAGACUGGAUCUGAAGCCCCUUUUGGCCUACCAGGCCACAGAUCCAGUGAAUGGAACGGUCGUGACGAUGCGGGAAGACAGGGUGGUUAUAGUAGAGAAAGCGGACGGUUCCAGGAUAGUCGACCAUGCUGAUGGCACCAGGAUAACCACCUUCUUCCAAGAGUGUGAUGAAAUACUGUCUGAUGGCAGCGAGGAAGCAGACACUGAGCCCCAGAUCAUCACAAGGCAGGUGAAGUGCAUCCGUGUGGAGAACCCGAACUUUGCAACUAUCAUAACAAACUCUGAAGACAGCACCUGUUGCGCCAUCUUUGCGGACGGAACCUCAAUAAUAUCAAAGCCGCAAGGGACAUAUCAAGUGUUGCCCAUGAACAAAGGCCACCUCUUCAUUGAUGAACAUUGUACCGCCGUUUACUCACCAGAGGCAUUUGACAAAAGCAGAUGUGAAAUUAUUUCCAAUAAGGAGGACCAGCAGAUAGGGAAAUACAUUAUGAAACACAACUCCUACAUUGCCUGCGAGAUGACCGAUAAUGCGGGAAACAUUUUCAAGGUGAUGUCUGAUGGCAGCACAUCCGAAUUCAUUGCCAGCUGCGAUUCUGACGAGAAGGAACUGGAAUUGGAACCCACAGAAAUUCAGACUCUGGUUGUAUAUGGGGAACAUGCACCCAGGUUCUUCAUUGUCCAUGCUGAUGGCUCGGGGACUGAACUCCUCCGUACCAGGGACACAGAUGAAUAUCUGUGUAUGGCUUAUGGUGAUCCAGUGACAGCAGUUCUGCAAGAGCCAAUACAAGAAUGCCCAGGCAUCCUGAGCAUCACGGUCCUCUGUCCUCUGGAUGGGGCAUCUCGAUGGGUAAUGAAGAGAGACUCUGUCAGUAUUAUCCCUUAUAAUCUCCAGUCGAGGGCCUGGGAAAAUUUCCCUCCAGUUGAGAGAAAGACUCCAGGCCCUCCUUUUGGGAUGCACGCUUGGAAAGGCCUGAACAUGGAAUUCAAGGAGUUAGCCGGCGCUGUUCCACCUAUAAAGAAAAAUCCAGAUGUGCUCCAGAUUCGUCGCCUGAUACAGUACGAGCCAGUGAGCGACGAGAGGAGACACCUCCUGCAGCUUUCUGUCAAGGCGUACAUAGAGAAAGUGAUAAAGCAAGAAGAUGAGAUGCAAGAAAUGAUUAUUAAAGAUCCAAGAACUGAAGAGGAGAGGAAGAAUGCUGCAAACCUUCUCAAGCUAGUGAUGUCUUUCCCUACUGUUGAAGAAUCUUCAGAGGAUCUCUGCAGUGGAGCUCAGAUUGCUGAAAUAUAUGAGCAGGCAUUCUCUCCGGAGUCCCAGCAUCCGCAGGCCAGCACAGCCGCAAAGAGGGCUGAAGAAUAUUGGCAGAGAUUCCGCCAGGAAGAGGCAGCGGAGGUGACUUCCUGGGAGAUCAAAUUAGGACAGACCAGGCAGGAAAUUGAGGAUGGAAAGCAGUGUUUCAUGCGCUUGGGGAAGAAAGAUAUCCCCCCUUAUUUCAGAUCGGAAUUCGGCAUCGAGUUUUUACAAAAGAAGCUUCCAGACGUUGAACGACUUGCAAAAGAGCUCCCUCCGUUUCCAAAGAAGUCAAACAAAGAAUGCUUGUUGGAAACCCUUACACAGUCCCAUGAAACUGGAACUACUGAAAGCAGCUUAGAUGAAGACAAUGUAUUGUCAUACCUCUUCAAGCCGAAGCCCCGGUCUCUGCUGGUGAAUGCGGCAGGAUUCCCGAGAAAAGAGAAGGUGAAAUUGCCCUCCUGCGUACAGGGAGGCAUGCCAGAAGGUGUAUACAAGAAGAAGAACAGCGAACCUGUUUCUGGGAAAGUCAACACGUCGUCUGUCGCGAAGGCAUUGAAACCCCUGUCCAGCUUCCUUCUCAUCCCAUCCAAGGUGACAUUUGGGGUUCUCAAGGAAGGCUGCACUUAUGCCACCACAGUGGUCCUGAAGAACAUCGGAGUGGAUUACUGCAGGUUUCGGGUGCAACAACCGCCGCCCUCCACUGGACUGCACGUAACCUUUGUUCCAGGACCCGUGGCUGCUGGACUGCAGACAAAACUGGAAAUCAAGAUUUAUGCCAUGGCCAUUGGGGCGGAAAGGGGCCAGGGCAUGGGUCAGAUUCACCACCAUAUUGAAAUUCACACCGAGAAGGAAACUCUCCUCUUGCCCGUGGAUGCAAAUAUCCUUUUGCGCAACAUCUAUGACAAGAGGCCGCCAGACUACCCUCAGGGGGGCAUGGCAGCCUCCGUCCAGCUGAUUUCCACAAGCCCGGCCUCUGAUUUCACGACAGUUCUUCCUUUCAAGCUUCUUGAUAAAGUAAGCAAUGCAAAAUAA
Euleptes europaea (tarantolino) is the source of this 6576-nucleotide messenger RNA. It is a transcript of the gene SPAG17, whose product is annotated as sperm associated antigen 17. Gene Ontology annotation, biological process: axonemal central apparatus assembly; epithelial cilium movement involved in extracellular fluid movement. Bases 1 to 6576 code for a protein of 2191 amino acids. The record is from RefSeq and is a predicted model, not a curated record. Lineage: Eukaryota; Metazoa; Chordata; Lepidosauria; Squamata; Sphaerodactylidae. The transcript has 45 exons. Gene Ontology annotation, cellular component: axonemal central apparatus.